AGAGCGCAAUCUCAGUUUCAGACGUGUUCAAACAAGAGUUUGUGUAGAAGCUGAAGACUUCCUCUAAAACAUAAACCGCUGCUCAUUUGCAAAUAUGCGCCGUGUAGUUGUCCGGUUUAAUAAGUGACACGUUUUUACACCGAGUUUCUUUUUGCACUGUGUCGUCAUGGGGACCGCGUUCGCCAUUGUUCUUGUAUUUGUCGGAUGUUGUAGCAAUGUGGUGUCUCUGGAGCUGCUUGUAAGAGAGUUUCCAGGAUGUGGCAACAUAGUCACCUUCGCUCAGUUUCUAUUCAUCGCAUUAGAAGGUUUCAUCUUUGAAACAAAGUUUGGACGCAAGAAACCAGCAAUCCCUGUCAGUAACUAUGUGAUCAUGGUGACGAUGUUCUUCACCGUCAGUGUGAUCAACAACUACGCCCUCAACUUCAACAUCGCCAUGCCUUUACACAUGAUCUUCAGAUCAGGAUCAUUAAUCGCUAACAUGAUCCUGGGAAUAAUCAUCCUGAAGAAAAGGUAUUCAGCCAGUAAAUAUCUGUCUAUAGCUUUAGUGUCAGCUGGUAUCUUCAUCUGCACCAUCAUGUCUGCCAAACAAGUGAAUGUUUCCAGCGAAGGAUCAGAAGAUCAAGGAUUUUAUGCCUUCAUACGCUGGCUUAUAGGUAUCGCCAUGUUGACGUUUGCUCUGCUCAUGUCUGCGAGGAUGGGUAUUUUCCAGGAGACGCUGUACAAGCAGUACGGAAAACACUCCAAAGAGGCUCUCUUCUAUAACCACUGCCUGCCUCUGCCCGGCUUCCUGCUACUCGCCUCAGAUAUCUACAACCACUGCAUCCAUUUCAGUCAGAGCACUCCUGUGUUCGUCCCCGUGGUUGGAUUUAGUGCACCGAUACUGUGGAUCUACCUGCUGAUCAAUGUCAUCACACAGUACGUGUGCAUCCGUGGCGUCUUCAUCCUGACCACAGAGUGCGCCUCGCUCACCGUCACUCUGGUGGUGACGCUCAGAAAGUUCCUCAGCCUCAUUUUCUCCAUCAUUUACUUCCAAAACCCCUUCACCGCCUGGCACUGGGUGGGCACGGCGGUGGUCUUUCUGGGGACUCUGCUGUACACGGAGGUGUGGAGCAGCGUGCAGGCGGCGCUGCGUGGAGCCGACGCCAAGCAGCAGAAGAAGGCCGAGUGACGGAGCAGAGACUGGCGGUGGAGUAGAAAACCAGCCACUGUGUUGGACUUAGAAAUAGGUUUUGUUCAGUUAUCCUCCAGCAGUUUUAUACAGUUGAGAACGUUUUUGUUUUCACGUUCGAUCCUGCAUCACCAGAACCACACAUGAAUACGGACACGCAGCGGCUCACAGGAUGAUGCUGAUGGUCAGUUUUGUUAUCCUCGUCAGCAAAUCCCAUGAAAAGACCAAAACCAAGGUGUUACAAAACAUUCACACAUACGGAUGCAGAGUAGUUUUUAAGUUCUGGGGGUUCGUUGUAUUGAACACAUCAUUGUCUGGAUUAAAUGCCAAACCUUCUA
Molecule: messenger RNA, 1506 nt
Organism: Amphiprion ocellaris (clown anemonefish)
Lineage: Eukaryota; Metazoa; Chordata; Actinopteri; Pomacentridae
Gene: slc35b4
Product: solute carrier family 35 member B4
Exons: 10
Coding region: 167-1168 (333 amino acids)
Biological process (GO): transmembrane transport
Cellular component (GO): endoplasmic reticulum membrane; Golgi membrane
Molecular function (GO): UDP-xylose transmembrane transporter activity; UDP-N-acetylglucosamine transmembrane transporter activity
Source: RefSeq, a predicted model, not a curated record